GGGUGGAGCUGGAGUCUCUGCGGGCGCUUGCCCGUCGUGUCCCGGGGCUCUUCUCGGCUCCGCUCCCGCUCCUAUGCGGGCUGCGGCCGCUGCGUUCGCAGCACCCUGGGCCCUCGCGGGCGGCCCCUCUGGCCGGUGGGUCGCGUCCCUCCGAGCGCGCCCCGGCCCCGCCGGCGCUGCUCCAGAGCGCCAUGAGCUCGGAGCCGCCCCGCGCCUCGCUAUUCCGGGCCCUCUUUAAGAUGGAGCCGGCGGCAGCCGCCUCCGAAGUGCUUUUGGGAGCCUCGGAGUUCGUGAAAGAUCGGCUGUACUUCGCUACUUUACGCACUAAACCGAAAAGUACCGUAAAUACCCACUACUUCUGUACCGAUGAGGAGCUAGUCUAUGAAAAUUUCUAUGGAGAUUUUGGACCAUUAAAUUUGGCAAUGUUAUACAGAUACUGCUGUAAACUAAAUAAGAAAUUAAAGUAUUUCAGCCUCUCAAGGAAGAAGAUUGUGUACUACACCAGCUUUGACCAGCGGAAGCGAGCGAAUGCAGCGUUUUUAAUAGGUUCAUAUGCUGUUAUAUACUUGAAGAAAACACCAGAAGAAGCUUACAGGACGCUUGUAUCAGGAUCUAAUCCACCAUAUCUUCCAUAUAGGGAUGCUUCAUUUGGGAGCAGCACAUACAAUCUUACCAUCUUGGACUGUUUACAGGGAGUAAAUAAGGCCUUGCAGCAUGGAUUUUUUGACUUUAAGACAUUUGAUGUGGAUGAAUAUGAACACUAUGAGCGAGUGGAAAAUGGUGACUUCAACUGGAUUAUUCCAGGAAAAUUUUUGGCUUUUAGUGGACCACACCCGAAAAGCAAACUUGAAAAUGGUUAUCCUCUUCAUGCACCUGAAGCCUACUUUCCUUAUUUCAAGAAGCAUAACAUCACAACAGUCAUAAGACUAAACAAAAAGAUCUAUGAGGCAAAACGCUUUACUGAUGCUGGUUUUGAGCAUUAUGACCUGUUCUUCAUUGAUGGCAGCACACCAAGUGACAGUAUUGUCCAGAGGUUCCUGAACAUCUGUGAAAAUGCUGAUGGUGCCAUUGCUGUUCAUUGUAAAGCUGGCCUGGGGAGAACAGGAACACUGAUUGCCUGUUACAUCAUGAAGCACUACAAGUUCAGACAUGGUGAAGCCAUUGCUUGGAUAAGAAUAUGUCGCCCAGGCUCUAUUAUAGGACCCCAGCAAAACUUCUUGGAAGAGAAGCAAGAAAUGUUAUGGAGGGAGGGAGAGCUCAUCCGAUCAAAGCAGAAACAGCAAGGAGGAGUCGUUGAUGGAAACAUUAACAGAGUUCUUUCUGUCUUAAAUGACAUUUCCAUCACUGACAACCUGAACAAAGCACCAGAUUUGGAUCAAUUCAAGGAGAAUGAUUCUGAAGACAAGGAUGUGGAAGCUCAGAAUGGGAUGACACAGGGAGAUAAGCUGAAUGCCUUAAAAAGUCGUAGACACCCUUCUUCUGCUACAACUGGAGCUCUCAGGCUGCAAGACUUGAAACUGAGCACCUGGUCAAUAUCACAACCCUUCAGACUGAGUACUUCAGGUGGCACAGAAAGAUCCAAGGCCUCCAGAGUGAUGGCACUCAGUUCACCAUCUGCAGAAAGAAUAAGCAGAAUUGCCGCGUCCUCAGGCGCUACCCUUAAAAGCGUUUCCAUAAACUCCAGACUAGCCAGUUCUCUAGGGAACCUGUAUGCUGCUUCAGAUGCUGAUGAGAGCAAUGAGACAUCAUCGUCCUCUAGGACAGGUUUUACUGUAAGCCAUAUCUCCAGUCACCUGAAUGGCAGCUUGCAGCUGCCACACAGAAAAAACCAUGAACUGAACAACAACUUAUACAACAGCAGCAGCAGUAGUGGCAACAAUCUGAGCAGCACAAGCAGUUUGCACAGCGCCGUGACAGAUGAGUAUGCACCAGCCUACCUUUAUGGGCCUUACAGCCCCUCCAGCACCAUGCCAGAGGCCAUUCCUUCCCUUCAGUCUGGGUAUGUUCAGUACUAAGGCCUUGCUGCUUUGGUGAAACCUGCUGAGCUCUUCAAAUCAAUGUCCUUCAUGAUGGAAAAGAACUGAAGCAGCUGCUCAUUAAAAGGAGGAACCUUCAAUACAAGAUGUAUUAAUCCCUUAACACCAAGAGGAGACUUCUUAACGGGCAGAAAUUUAUUGUUAAUGACUACUGCAGAUGCACUGAAGUUGAAUUUAUGGAAAUUACUACCCAUGUUAUAUACAAAUUUAAAUUUUUUAUGUUGAGACAGCUUGAAUAUAUUUCUAAUGAGUUUCAUUAUGGCAUUUAUUAACUUGUGUACAGUGUUAAAAUAUGUAUUAAGAGAAUAUUUUGGUAAACUAUAUAUAAAAAUUAUGUAAAAACUAGAAUAUAUUUUAAUUUAGGGUCUACUUUGCUACAAAAUUGUGUGUUUUAAAGAAUUUGUACAUGUUUAUCAAAGAUAUAAUUUUUUCUAUGAACAAGAGAUUUUUCUUGUUUUAUGGGUCCGUCAUUAUUUCUUAGAGCCUAAUGUAAUUUACUUUUUUACUAAUUGGUCUUCGGGUAAUUGGAUGGAAGUCUAACUAGUGAGAGAUUUGUUAUUACAAUAUCAAGUAAUUGAUACAUAGUGUGCUUUCCACUUCCGGCUGCUAAUGUUUCUUAAGGAAACACAAUGAAAGAAAAAUAAAGGGAAAAUAUUUGUUGAUAUGUGAUGUAAUUACAUCUUCUACUGCAACACAGAAGUAAUUUAUGUGAUGACUGAAUUGUACAAUUAAUGCUCUUUCAAUUUCUUAAAGGAUUUAUGUUUUGUUUUCAAUGUGGAGUGUUAACUUUUGCUAUGCAAUAUAUGCUGCAAAAAUGAAGGCAGACCAAACUGGAGUUGGUAAAAAUGUACAAUGAAUUAGGUAGCACUGCAUACUUGCAUGAUUUUAACCUGUAUUUGGCAGUAUGUGUACCAUUUCCUUAGCAGCACACAGUAUAUGUUGGUCAUAUGUUCAAUUUUUAUCUAGCAACCGGAUGCUUUGUACCUGUACAUUUGUUGUUAAGCUGAGAUAGCCUCCUUUCAUGGAAGGUUUUUGUCAUAGUAAAGAUGCUCUUUACUCUGUAGAACAUACAGGUAAGUCAGCUGUGAUUAGGAAUGAGGCUUAGGAUGAAAUGGUGUUACAGGGAGGUACUAAAGAUCAUGUGUAAAAUUUUCAGAACUCACAAGUGCAUUGUAAGGAAAAGAAUUUAAGCAACUGUGAGGAUUUUAUUUUCCCCUCAUGUACAAGACAAAACCAAAACAGAUUUGUUACCUGUUUGUUUUUCCAAUAGCAGCAGAAACUUAAAACUUAGUUGAGUUGUCAGUCUCUGUUCCUGAAGACAUGUGAAUACCCUGCAUUUGCUUUACAAAUGAAGUUAAGUGCUACAUCAGUUUUUAAAAGAUGAGAUCACAAAUUGCUAUGGAAAGUUGUACUGAAAGUGUUCAAAAGCAAUACCAAGAGCAGCUAUAAAAAUCAAAAUCACUGAGUAAAUUUAACAUGCAAUACUGUACAUUUUUGCAACUGUGUAUAUGUAACAUAUACACACAAAGUAGCAUGUGUGUGUAUAUAUACAAUAUAUUGUAUAUGAAUUCUAGAUUAAUAAGGUAAUUCUACCUCUCAUAAAGAAUUUUCUCAUUUACUUUGUUAUAAAUAGUUUUCCUUAAUAAAAUACUGAUUAAUUUUGAAAUGUAGAUAUAUAUAUAUAUAUACAGCUAAUUGAUAAUAAAAUGCCUGUAUAAGCCAGCUUCCUUGUUUCUUGGUUUUUUCCUAGAUCUUUUGAUGAUUUGAUCUCUAACUGAAGAUAACUUUUCAAAGUCACCUUCUUCCCUGUAAACCAUGUAAUGUACUUAAAAGUAGGAUAACACUGCAAAAGGCCAUUAGCAAGACAGAUACCUCUUUUAACAAUCUCUCUAAACUUUGUUGGUUAUGUUUAUGCUUUGUAUAAUGCCAGGUAUUUGAUCAACAUGUUGAUAUUAUGAUGAUGGCAUUAUAUUUCAAAAUACAGUGAUUUCAAAGCUGUGUCUGAA
Messenger RNA from Melospiza melodia melodia, 4042 nucleotides. It is a transcript of the gene CDC14A, whose product is annotated as cell division cycle 14A. Lineage: Eukaryota; Metazoa; Chordata; Aves; Passeriformes; Passerellidae. The coding region runs from base 192 to 2015 and encodes 607 amino acids. Gene Ontology annotation, biological process: cilium assembly; microtubule cytoskeleton organization; positive regulation of cytokinesis. The record is from RefSeq and is a predicted model, not a curated record. Gene Ontology annotation, molecular function: protein serine/threonine phosphatase activity; protein tyrosine phosphatase activity; protein tyrosine/serine/threonine phosphatase activity. The transcript is spliced from 16 exons. Gene Ontology annotation, cellular component: mitotic spindle; centrosome; spindle pole.